CAGUUUACGCGGUGAAGAGUUUUUCUACUCUCGUAUACUCUGCUAGCUUUUUGUGCUCUGAUGCUGGACUGUCGGUGUAAAGCAAAACGCUGUAAUCCGAGUCUUUGGCAGGUUUUUUUUUCUUAAGACCUCUGCUGCCCAAUUUUUCUUUCUUCUUUAAUUAAUGAUCUCAUGACUUCGCAGUACAGUGUUAUGUUACUUGAAAAAUUCUUUAAAAUUUUUUCUGAUUUGUUUAGUAUAGUUGCGUGAUAUUUGCUUAGCUGUUUGAGAUUAAUUAUUCUCUUUUUGAGCUAAUAUGAAGUUCAUGGAAAAUGAAGGAUUUCGUCAUCAGAUAUGCAUGCAAGUCACAACUGUUCAGUGUGGAAAGUUCUUUAGCUUAUUAGUGGAUGUAGUGUGUUAGAAAGGAUUAUCAUAUAUUUUAAAUGUUUGAACUUUUAUGAAAUUUCAAGUGUGAAGAAUUAUUACAUGCAAUUUUUCUAUGUAUGAACAACAAAUGAGCGUUUUUAAAGACAGGCUCUUACAAGGUGAAAAUGCCUACAACAAAAAUCAUGGCUAUGGAUUAGAUGUGGCUGGAAAUGAAGAUAAACGGUCAAGUAUAUUAUCUGAUGAUAAGAAGGGAAUAUCAAUUAUUGAGCUAGAAAAGAAGGAAGGAAGUACUCUUGGAUUGAUUAUUUCAGGUGGAAUUGAUAAAAACUGUAGGCCUAAAAUUUCAAGUUUAAGACCUGGAAGUAUAGCUCACAGGAGUGAUGCUUUAGCUGUUGGAGAUUAUAUUAUAUCUGUAAAUGGAAUUCGAACCUCUAAAUUGAAACAUGAAGAAAUUGUAAAUUUGUUGAAAAAUGCCGGAAAUAAAGUUACUUUAGAAAUUGAGUAUGAAAUACCAGCCUCUUCAUCAGCUGAGGCUUCAUUUUGUAAAACUUCAAAAGUCAUACAAGUAAAACUGGAGAAAGAGAAGGACAGCUUUGGCUUCACUUUAAGAGGUGGUGCAUGUGCUGAUCGAUUGAAAUCGCGACCUUUAACAAUUACACAUGUGAGAUUUGGUGGAUCUGCAGAUAGAACUGGUAUAAUAAAAGCUGGAGACAGACUUCUGGCUAUUGAUGGGAUAAACCUUUCUACUGCAAGUUUGCAAGAAGCUUUGCACCUCAUGAAACAGUUAAAACAAUCUGUUCUGUUUACUAUUGAAUAUGACAUUUCAGUCAUUGAUGCUGUGAAAAAUGCUACUGGUCCUUUGCUAGUUGAGAUAGAUAAAACCCCAGGUUGUUCACUGGGACUUAACUUGUCAUGCUUAUCUGUUCCUGAGCAUGCAAUCAUCAUUGAAAGUAUUCGUCAAGCUAGCAUUGCUGAGAGAUGUGGUGCACUUCAUGUUGGUGAUCAUGUUUUGGCAAUAGAUGACAUAAAAGUUGACCUGAUGACAUCAGCUGAAGCAAUGCAAUUGCUUAGAUCAUCAGUUGGAGAAACAGUUAAGUUAGAAAUAUUGCCAGUUAGUCAAAUGUCGCUACGAUCUGCUCCAGAAACUACUGUAAAACGAGGUAUUGUUUCAUCUCGUUAUUCUGCUGCAAGGACAAGUUUUCAGAAUUGUGGUUAUAAUACUCUGUCUUCACUUGGUGGGAUUUCUGUUACCUCUGGCUGCCCAUAUUCUUCUAUAACAUCUCCAGCAGGAAUGAGACGAGGCUGUGAUGGUGCUGCUGUGUGUACAACAUUACUCAAUCCUAUUAUGCCAAGCUCAUCAGAUGUGUCUUUAACUUCAACUACUAAUUCUGGAUGUACAAGUGUUGGUCAUGCAGACAGAACUGAAAUCACACUACCUGCAGACCACAAAGGAUUUGGAUUUACACUGCAAAGCUCAUCAUAUCCAUCUGAUAUACUGACCAGUCCUCCAUUUGUCAGUAGUAUUGAGCAUGGAAGUCCAGCUGAAAGAUCAGGUGCUCUGCAGGUGGGAGAUAGGAUUUUGGCAGUAAAUGGAGAAAGUACAGAAGGGAUAUCCUUAGAUGAAGUAACAAACAUGAUUGCCAAUUCUCAUCCCCGUGUAAACUUAAUAACCGAAUUUGAUGUUGCCGAAGCUGUUGUCCCUAGUAGUGGAACAUUCAUUGUUAAAUUGGUGAAAAGAGAUGCAGAUAUUGGCAUCUCUGUAACAGCACCAAGGAAUAGGCAGGUUGGAGAACCACUAAUUAUUUCAGAUAUAAAAAAAGGUAGCGUAGCUCAUCGAACAGGCUCAAUUCAACCAGGUGAUAAGUUAUUAGCUAUAAAUUCACUGAGAACAGAGAACUGCACUGUAGAAGAUGUUACUGCAGUCUUGCUGACAUGUACUGACAUUGUAAAGCUACGAAUUCGCAAAGAUGAAACGUUUUCAGAAGAUCCAGAUGCUACUUGUGCUAUUGUAUAUACAGUUGAACUUGUAAGGCAUGGAGGUCCUUUGGGGAUUACUGUGUCCGGAACGAAAGAGCCCUUUGAUCCUAUAUUCAUAUCAGGCCUCACUGAAAAUGGAUUAGCUGAAAGAACUGGUGCCUUGCAUGUUGGUGACAGAAUUUUAGCAAUAAAUGGAAACAGCUUAAGAGGGAAGACACUAAAUGAGGCAAUAUGCAUUUUACAGACAUGUGGUGAUGCUGUUACUCUCAAAAUUUCAAAGUGUCCAUGUCCUGAAAAAUUAGAAGAUGAAGAUUCAAAAUCUAAGUGCAUCCACUGUGUUCCAGAUAACCCAUUGAAGUCAUUCAAUACUCCACAGCCUAGUAUAGACAGUGCUGUUGAUUCAUGGGAUAGUUGCAAUCCUGGCUUAUCAGUUGUGGGCAAUGCACAAAUUAAACCUGAUUUGUGUGGUCAUUCAGCCAGUGACAGUAAUAUUGCAGUGUUAUAUCACAGUGCCUGUGAUCCAACAAAAGAAAAAUUGAUUGCAAGUAAAAGUGGGGAACAAACAACUUGGGAGCAAAAGACUCAUAGAUCAAAUAGUUUUUCAGGAAGCUUUUCAGUUCCAUCUGAUGAAGAGAGAGAGAGUUGGCAGAAAGUGCUUGAAGAUUUACAGACAUGUGGUCAGUCACAGCUUCUGCGGCAAAUAGAAAGAACAAUAUUAGGUUUUGAUGAAAAUGUUAAUGAAGUAAAGUCGAGUUCUGAGGGAUAUUUGGACAAUGUCCAGCAGAAUGCUCAUGGUACUUUAUCAGAAAAUAACUUGCAGGAGUUAAAUUCUCAGAUUGAACAAUUAAAUACUGACCUAAAAGACAAUGAAUGUGUUCAAAGACUUAUAGAAAAAGCUCUAGAACAUGAAAAGCACAAGGAGUAUGCUUUAAGGCAUAAUGUAAGCAAUGAACCUCUGAAUUUUUAUUGUAAUUCAGCUGCAUUUCCAGUACCAUUACCUGUUGAGAUAAUUAAAGUCACCUUGUUUAAAGAUCAAGUUUAUGAAGAUUUUGGUUUUAGUUUAUCUGAUGGCAAAUACGAAAGUGGUGUUUAUAUUAACAGUAUCAGACCUGGAGGUCCAGCUGAUAUGAGUGGUUUGAUCAAGCCAUUAGACAGGAUACUGCAGGUGAAUAAUGUGAAGACAUAUAAUGCAGGUCUUAUUGUUCCUUUAAUUGCCUCAUCUGGUGAUAGCAUUGAUUUAGUCAUCAGUCGCCCUGCAUAUGAUUCUGAAUCAUCAUCUGAGAGUACACUUGGUAGGACUGGUAAUUAUCACCCUUGGGCUGAACAUGAAGGAGAUAGAGAAGGCAGUUUAUCUCCUUUUUCUCCAAGUUCACAAACACUGACACUUACGAAAACUCUGUAGAAGGAAGAGACCAUCUAGCAUGUACAUAAAGCUGCUUAUUCAUAUUACAUCUGUGUUCCAUUUUUUUCAUAUGUUAGUUGUAAAAGAAAAGUAUUACAAAUUUGAGAUGUUGCUGGUACAACUUUAGCCUAAGAUGUACAUUCGUUACAUAAACAGCAUUUAAUGUGCAGUUAUGUAUGUAUAUAUUAUGCAUUCAGAGUCGUACUCUUUCACAAAUCAUAUAUAAAUCAAUGACAUUUUUAUUGUUGUCUUUAUUACCUAAAUAUGAAUUUUUUGAUUAAGUUUAAUUGUGGUUUGCAAAAGAAACAUUUUGUUGAUUUAUUGCUAAGAGUAUGGUUUAUUUCUUGUGUAAUUAUUCUUGAAAUUUUUUUAAAAAUCUACUAGACAUCUGUAAAAAUGAAUAUAUGUUCUAAAUAUGUAAUUACCAAUAAAAUGUUUUAUAUGCA
Stegodyphus dumicola is the source of this 4191-nucleotide messenger RNA. Its product is annotated as glutamate receptor-interacting protein 1-like. The record is from RefSeq and is a predicted model, not a curated record. Gene Ontology annotation, molecular function: protein binding. Gene Ontology annotation, biological process: neurotransmitter receptor transport, endosome to postsynaptic membrane. Lineage: Eukaryota; Metazoa; Arthropoda; Arachnida; Araneae; Eresidae.